Messenger RNA from Abrus precatorius (Indian licorice), 1209 nucleotides. RefSeq lists its product as uncharacterized. The record is from RefSeq and is a predicted model, not a curated record. Bases 1 to 1209 code for a protein of 402 amino acids. The transcript is spliced from 3 exons. NCBI's taxonomy places the organism in Eukaryota, Viridiplantae, Streptophyta, Magnoliopsida, Fabales, Fabaceae.
AUGGUGGAUGCAGUAGCUGGAGAAUCAUUUGCUCAAAAGACUUUGGAAGAAGCACGCCAACUUAUUGAAGUUAUGGCAUCCAAUAAUUACAAUUAUAGAGAAAGGAAUCUUCAAAAAGAGAAUUUUGGUGAGAAUUUUGGAGCCAUCCAACAGCCCCCACAACCCCAAGUUCCAAAUCAGGUAUCUACCCUUGAGAAGGUACUUUUGCAAUUAACGCAGACCACCAACUUGUUUAUGCAAGACACAAGCACUAGGAUGGCCAACCAAGAAGCUUCCAUGAAAAAUUUGGAAAACCAAAUGGGGCAGACUAUUAGAAAAAUCAGUGGCGAGAGUGAGCUUGAACAAGAAAAACCAGAAGAGGAAGUUAGGCCUAAGCAGAAAUUGGUGGUGGAUGAGACAUACUGUAAUAAAACCAAGGAACAGAUCUUAGAAGACUCGUGCAAGCCUCAAAUUCUCCCUCCCUAUGUUAAGUUGUCAUAUUCACACAUCCCCAAGAACAAAGAGAAGGAAGAGAAAUUUUUCAAAUUCUUGGACAUUUUCAGAAAGCUGCACAUAAAUAUACCAUUUGCAGAAGCAUUAGAGCAAAUGCCUUCGUAUGCCAAAUUCAUGAAGGACUUGCUUUCAAAGAAGAAGAAAUUGAAGGAGGAUGCUAUAAUCGCUCUUACCGAUGAAUGUAGUGCCAUAUUGCAGCAAAAGUUGCCUCCAAAGUUAAAAGAUCUGGGAAGCUUCACAAUCCCUUGCACUAUAGGGAAUGUGACCAUUGGAAAGGCUUUAUGCAACUUAAGAGCCAACAUCAACUUAAUGCCGCUCUCCAUCUUGAAGAAAUUGGGAGUUAGUGAAGCUAAAAAUACAAGAAUGGCUUUCCAAAUAGCUGAUAGAUCCAUCAAGUACCCGUAUGGUAUAAUGGAGGAUGAGUUGGUGAAGGUGGACAAGCUAAUUUUUCCAGCAUAUUUUGUUAUCCUGGAUAUGGAUGAAGAUUCCGAAGUGUCUGUGAUCCUUGGAAGACCUUUUCUAGCCACUGGAAGAGCGCUAAUUGAUGUGCAACAAAGCCAAUUAAUUUUGCACCUCCAUGAUGAGAAAGUUACAUUCAAGGUAUUUGAGGCAAUGCAGCACCCAAAUGACAAUGAUACUUGCUUUAGAAUUAAUACAAUGGAUUCACUUAUUGCAACAACAACUUUGAAGCAUAACACUUAUGCAGAUCCAUUAUAA